CCCUCUGGCCUUCCCCUAGUCUUCUAGUUUCCACAGCUGGCAGUGAACAGCAGCAGGUGGUUGCAUGCCAGGCCUAGACCCUUACGAUUGUAGUACGCCUUAGGAUGCUCCUGGUGCUUUGAGUUGUACGCUUAGAUACCGGCAGCCGUACACAAGGAACAUAGUAAAAUUUAUUUUCUAGUCCGCGUCACCGGUUGUGUGUAAGAGUAGUCGUUCUCUCCCAGAUAGCGGCGCGAGAGUGGGUUUCUGCCAGCCGGGAUGACGCCGCUGUGGAGUCUAGACCGAGUAGACAUAUCCUGUCCGCUGGCAUAUUUGGACCGUUAACCUAUUUCGCUCGUCGUCUUGGCUUUCCCAUAGUUUUUCUGGUGUCUAUAGUACCGAACCCACAGGCCUUCCCAUACUCUGCGCUUUUUCAGUCACUCAGCUUCCGGUAGCUAUUGCCUCGAGCGACCCUCUCGAAACCAGCUCGCCGCAACUCCCGCCUCUCUGCCGAGGGCUUUCUUAAGGGCGAUACUGUAGAAUCAACCGGUUUCUUCAGGCCGUUCUAGGAAGCGCCUCAAGGCUCGCAGCACCAUGCGACGGUUACGCGCACCUGUGAUCUCAAUGGGGAUACUAAGAGCAGGCGGGAGGGUGCGGGGCGUGGUCUUGUCAUUGCUGAUCAUAGCCGUCCUCUUCUUCUGCCAAACCAUAUUCGCUCGAGGCAUUCCUACGACUAGCCAGAACCGGCAAACAUCUCGGCAAGCAUCGGGGGUUCCGUGCUACGGAGAAGGGUGUAUGGUGGUGCGGCGGCAGCUGAGCCUGUCGGACUUCUUUAAGAGGUGGUUCGGCGGGUGGCGGAAGCCCGGCAAGCAUACCAAGAAGCGCCCGCCCAUUCGCAUCUUGCCAGGCAACAAGACCCUGGGGCUGAACUCGCUGCGGCGCAUGUCGCUCAACUCGCGCGCGCAGUUCAACCCCGUCUCGCGCUACCUCACCACAAACCUCGCGUUCGACCCCGCCACGGGCGCGCCCGUGUGGGACGUAGAAGGCUCCUUCGGCGUCGCCUCUCAGUACGCCGACCCCCCCGACCAGGGCCUGUGCAGCACGUGCUGGGCGUUCGCCGUGGCGGGCGCCGUGGAGGGCGCGUACUACGCGUUCACGAACGCGCUGCCCGCGCGCACGACGCUGUCGGUGCAGCAGCUGCUGGACUGCACAGCGGGGAGCUGCUGGGGGGGCUACCCCGAGGACGCGCUGCAGUACAUCUCGCAGAGCCGCCUGGGCACGGACUCGGAGUACUCGUACAGUGCCAUGGAGGGCACGUGCCUGGCUAGCAAGAUCGUGCCGAGCGAGGCGGUGCGGAUCACGCUGUACGAGCAGGUGCCGCUGCCGGGCGCGCUGGGGCUCAUGCUCGUGGUGCAGACGCAGCCCGUCAUCGUCACCAUCCGCGCGUCGCAGCCGUCGUUCGUCGACUACCAGGGCGGCAUAUACCGCGACGAGGAGUGCUUCGACCCCGACAACCCCGAGCUGGACCACGUGGUGCUGGUGGUGGGGUACCACUACAACGGCCCCUCGGCGCCCGACAACUACUUCCUCAUCCGCAACAGCUGGGGUGUGGCGUGGGGAGAGGGCGGCUACAUGAGGAUUGCCAUGAGCUUCAAAUACGGCGGCAUGUGCGGCAUGACGUACCAGCUGGGGCUGUAUCCUGUCAUUGACCCAACGAGCCGUGCGAGCUCGUGCAUUGCUAGCUGUGGCGGGGGCACGUGCGAGCUGCUGGCGGACAGAAACAACGCCACCAACGGCACCAGCACCACCAGCAGCACCAGCAGCACCAGCAGCACGGACAGCGCAGGGAGCAGCACGAGGACAGGAACGGCAGCAACUGCAGGCGUGGCUGGUGCUGGUAUGCUCUCCGUGGCUAGCGUGGAGGACGGGGCACUCAUGGGGGAGGAGGAGGAGGACUAUCAAGGCAUUGCGUCCGUCGCCCCUGGCUCCGUGUCGUCCCGCCCUCGCUCCGCGCGGCAGGUGUCACCCAAGAACAACCUGGACUUCGCGCGCACACGCCUGCGGCAGUGGAUGAACAAGGGGGGGAAGGCAUGGGGAGGCGGAGGCGGAGGCGGAGGCGGGAGAGGGGGGAGAGCGGUGACCACUACAGCAGCAGCGAGCAGCAACAAUCGCGCCGUCACGAGCAUGGGAAAGGGGCCGCCAGCGACCGCGGGAGCGGGCCUCUUGGCGUCUAAAUCGAAUGGGUUGGGGUCCUCUAUGGGGCAGGGGAAUGGUGUGGGUGGUGGGGGCAACACCGUGACGACGCCUGGGAGUGCUAGUGGCAGCACGAGCACCAGCACGAGCACCAGCACGGGAAGCACUGGAACGAGCACCACGGGAAGCACGAGCACCACGGGAGUUAUGGGAAGCACGAGCACUGCUGGGAGCACGAGCACUGCUGGGAGCACGGGAAGCACAAGCACUGCGGGAAGCACUGGGAGCACAGGAACGAGCACCGCUAGUAUCGGCACCAGUGGCAGCAGCAGCAUUAGUGCUGGAAGUACGGACAGCACAGGGAGCAGCGGCAGCAGCAGCAGCAGUGCAAGCACGGACAGCAUAGGGAGCACAGGGAGCGGAGGGAGCACUGAGAGCAGUGGGAGCAGUGGCACAGGUGGUGGCUCCAGCAGUGGUGGGAGCACGAGCUCGGUGGGGGGCAGCGCCAGUGCGACGACUGACACAAGCAGCACGGGAAGCACAAGUAGCAGCAGUGUUGCUACUGCCAAUACCGGCAGCACCAGCAGCACCGGCAGCACAGGUAGUGCUGACGGCACGGGUAGCACUGGCAGCACAAGUGGCACGGGAGGCACGGGAAGCACUAAAACCACGGGCAACACAAAAACUUUAGGCAGCGGUGGCAUCACCACAAGUGGUGGCGGCAGUGCCACUAUUGGAGGCACAGUGGUCGCAGGGAGCGUUGCAACCACCAGCACUGGCAGUACUGGCAGUAGCAGCAGUGAUGGCAGCACCGUUGAUGGCAGCACCGUUAGCAGUGGCAACACUGACAGCAGCGGCAGCACUGACAGCACUGGCAACACUGGCAGCAGCACUGGCAGCAUUGGGAGCACUGGCAGCACUGGCAGCACUGUUGGUAAGGGAAACACUAAAAACAGUGGCAACACUGACAGCAGCGGCAGCACUGACAGCACUGGCAGCAUUGGGAGCACUGGCAGCAUUGGGAGCACUGGCAACAUUGGGAGCACUGGCAACAUUGGGAGCACUGGCAGCAUUGGGAGCACUGGCAGCACUGUUGGUACGGGAAACACUAAAAACAGUGGCAGCACUGACAGUAAUGGCAGCACUGACAGUAGCGGCAGCACUGACAGCACUGGCAACAGUGGCAGCAGUACUGGCAGCACUGGCAGCACUGGCAGCACUGGCAGCACUGUUGGCACGGGAGACACUAAAAACAGUGGCAGCACUGACAGCACUGGCAGCACAGGAGGCACGGGAGGCGCGGGAAGCACCAAAACCACUGGCAGCACUGUUAGCGGUGGGAACGGGGCCAAGGCGGGUGGUGUGGAUGGCACGGGAAGCUCCGAAAGCACUGGAAGCACUGCGAGCACGGGAACGAGCACGGUCAGCCUGGGAUAUAUCUUUGCAGCCGGGGUCACAGGAAGCAGUGACACCACCGGUAGCACUGACAGCAGCGGCGGCAUCGGCAGCACUGCUAGCAACGGCAGCACCAGCAGCACCAGCGGCACUGGCAGCACUGAUAGCACUGGUAGCACUGGGACCACUGGGACCACUGGUACGUUGGGUAGCAUUGGGGGCCCGAAGAAUUCUGGAAUUAUAGCGGGGAGUGCGAACGAAGGGGAUUCUACCAGCAACGGAAACACAAACACCCAGGGGAACACAGGUGGUCAGGGGAACACUGGUAGUCACGGCAACACAGGUGGUCAGGGGAGCACAGUUAGUCAAGGCAGCACGGGUGGUGAGGGCAGCACGGGUGGUCAGGGGAAUACAGCUAGUCAGGGCAACACGAAUAGCCAAGGCAACACGAAAAGCCAAGGCAACACGAAUAGCCAAGGCAACACGAAUAGCCAAGGCAACACGGAUAGCCAAGGCAUCACGAAUAGCCAGGGCAACACGAAUAGCCAGGGCAACACGAAUAGCCAGGGCAACACGAAUAGCCAAGGCAACACGGAUAGCCAAGGCAACACGGAUAGCCAAGGCAACACGGAUAGCCAAGGCAACACGAAUAGCCAGGGCAAUACGAAAAGCCACGGCAACUCAGGGAACGCUGGUGACACAGCAAACACAGGGGUUGCAGGCAAGGGCAACUCUGGCAACGCGGGAGGCACCGGCAGCGGCGACAGCAGCAACAGUGGUGGUAACGGUGGCGGUGGAGGUUCGUCGUCGCUCAUUGGCGGAACUAGUGUGGGGGCCGCAGGCGGAUCGGCGGGCGGAGUGAAGAAAUCUCCCCCCAAGGCGAGGCCCCCACCCAGCCCACGGCCCCCAGGGGGGUCUGGUGUGCCGCCGUACUUUGAGCAAAUCGACCCAUGCGCACCCCCGCCGGAGCCCCCGACGUAUGGCGGGUACAAGUGCGUGUGUGCGGAUGGGCUCACGAUGGUCAACAAUAGGGAUGGCAGCCAGGCGUGCGUGCUCGAGGAUGUAUGCGGGGUGUUCAAGCUGAACCCGUGUGGCAAGGGCACAUGCAUGAACGUGGGGGACGGCACGUACACUUGCGUCUGCCCCACUGACUUCGUGCUCAGCCAGCUCAGCUCUGGCGCAUCCACUUGCAUCCCCAGGACGUCGGGUGCGGUGACGACGUACGUGACUCAGGCGGGCGACACGUGCUAUGCCAUCUACUCCAUGUUCGGCCUCACGCACUCCGACUUCCUUGACCAGAACGAGGGUGUGGAUUGCACCAAUCUGCAGCCCGGCAUUCUUCUCAACGUCUCCGCGCCAGCCUCUGCCCUCAUCUGCAUCACCCACUACCCCGUCUCCGCGGUGGACAGCCUAGCGGCGGGGUGCACGGCCCUGGAGGCCAAGUUUGGAGUGAACCUGACGGACCUCAACCCAGGCCUCAACUGCGCGCAGCUCAUCCCCGGACAGCAGGUGUGCCUGGAGCGUGCGCUGAACGUGGAGGGCGCGAGCAACUACCAGCUGUGCACAGAGUACCACAGCAUCGCAGCGGGCGACACGUGCGACACCAUCAUUGCUGCGGCUUCCAUCUCGUGGCUCACGCUGUACCGCCUCAACCCUGGGCUGCUCUGCGACAACCUCAACCCGCUCAUGCAGCAGGAGGUCUGCAUCGCGGGGGUGCCUCUGGGCGCGGUGGCGUGCGGUUCAGUGCGGUCGCGCGCUAUCCGCAACGUCAAGUACACGGUGCAGCUGGGCGAUACGUGCGGGUCGCUCAUCCUGAACCAGUUCCGGCGCAACGCCACGCUCGUGCCUGCGCUCAACCGCGGGUGGAUCUGCCGCCCCAGCAACCUCUUCCGCGGCAUGCCCCUCUGCACCCCCAUCUGAGCCCUUCGACCCAGAGUUCCUCCCUCUUUCCUCCCUUCCUCCCUCCUCCCCUCCUUUUCUUCUUACUCUAGCCAUCACUCCCUCCACGCUCUACCCUCCCUCCUCCCUCGUUUUGCCCCUUGUUCCUGCCUAUUCUUCGCCCCACCCGUCCGUCCAUCUUGCCGCCCUUUACCUCCUCGCCCCUCAAAGAACUGAAGGGGCGAGCAUGCUCAAUGCGAAGGCCUCAACAGCAGCCAAUUCCCUUGGGUCUCAGCAACCCCCUCUCAUCCCUCUAUCAAGUGGUGGUGGUGUACCGUGUACGGUAGUUCCUCUCCCACCUUCUGCGGCGUGAGAUGCCACUCCCUACUAUACAUAUGGUAUGAUAGCACUUGUGAACGAACUGAACUGACACUCUACCCCCUUAUAGCUGGGUGGGUGAGUGGUGUGGAGGCAACUCUAGACUUGCAGGGAGCGCUUUGAUUGCAGUUGCCUUCGCUGUUAAGGCCGCAGACAUACUGGUUUGUUUUUGCGUUUUUGUCCUGCUCCUUGUUAACAGCUGUAUGUAUUUAUAUAUUUGGCGCUAAGAGUAGAUUU
Closterium sp. NIES-67 is the source of this 6060-nucleotide messenger RNA. The record is from the annotation of a GenBank genome assembly. Lineage: Eukaryota; Viridiplantae; Streptophyta; Zygnematophyceae; Desmidiales; Closteriaceae.